This is a messenger RNA of Papilio xuthus (Asian swallowtail), 1708 nucleotides long. RefSeq names its product EF-hand domain-containing family member B-like. NCBI's taxonomy places the organism in Eukaryota, Metazoa, Arthropoda, Insecta, Lepidoptera, Papilionidae. The transcript has a single exon. The record is from RefSeq and is a predicted model, not a curated record. The coding region runs from base 92 to 1666 and encodes 524 amino acids.
UUGACAUUUUUGACACCAACUUGACGUUUUUUUAGUUUCAAGUAAUACGUUUUAUUUUAUAUUGUAUUUUAGUAAUUCAAUAUUCAACAAAAUGCCGGUGGACUGCCAAAGAUCGACGGCGGGUGGGAAAGGAAACCUGGGUAUGUUUUAUGAACGAAGUCCAAAAAUUUGUGCUGCAGGUCUACCUUCUCAACAACCAGAUAAUCGAAUCAGUGAUGACUUGCAGCAUUACCUAAUGAAGGAUGAGAUAGACUCACUUAUAAGUGAUGCUAUCAUGCCUCCGGAAGUCCAAAGACCUCUUCCACCUUUACGUCAUCCUAUACCAUUAGACAUGCGGUUUGCCGGAAUAUACGGACAUGUCGCAAGUAUUAUAAAUCCCCCAAACAAAUCUAAGUUUCAAACUCUAGUAGAUGAUUUCAAAGAAGCCACUUAUUCCUCCUAUUGGAAAAAACCACUCGGAAAGGUACAAGAUCCAAUACCAAUGCUACCUGAAGGACUAGAUGUUUACAACACGACUUUUGGGAGGAAGUUACCUGAUGCAGAAAGAUUGUACGAUGUGGUAUUCCCAAAAGUACCAAUUGAAGAUAAAACGCCAAUUUCAAAAUUUCCUGCUGCCCAAAUAAAUCGGAAUUACUGUAAACCUCCCUUUGAUCCAGAUUUAACAUAUGGCCAUAGAACUCAUGUUGACAAACGUGGAACAUACGCCAAAACUUGCUUAAUUGAUAGUAAUAUCGUUGUCGGAAAUGGAAAUAGAACAGUGUUAAAUACAAUUCAAUCCAAAUACCAGGAAUUCAACAAAGCUAGACUUGGAAAAGUUUUAGCUCCCAAUAAUAAUAUUAACAAUGUUCCAGAGGGUUACGCAUUUGGAAUUUUAAGAAAACCUGAUAAUCUUAAAGAAUGCCUAAGUUUCUGUGAAAUUAAUCCGGACUGUGAGUUCUACAGAAAAUGCUUAGCUCAUCUUAAUACUGUUCGUAAAUGUAUGUCAACUCGAUUUCCACCCCGGUUUUUUAACGAGUUUUAUUUAAAGCUCAAAUAUUAUGAUACUGAAAAAAGUGGUUGGCUGCCUCGUGAGGUUGUAUAUAAUUAUUGUGCUUCAAAACUUAUAAGAUUCGAUCCAUCUUUAAUAGAACAUUUGUUAUCAAAGUGGGAAGCAUUUGAUGGUUCAAAUAUUGACUACAAGUUUUUUUCGCACAUUCUUAAUUAUAGAGAACCCAUUGAAUAUAUUCCUCCCAUACCUGAAUUACCACCGGAUUGCAUUGACUACCGCACCACUUACAGUGAAAUGGUGAAACCUGAUCAAGAGAGAGAUGAGUCUCGUAUGGCCGGAAUUCCAUCUGGUAGGUAUUUCGACUUAGAUUAUCCUAUUACACCUAAUUUCUGUUGCAAAGCGACUAGAACGUGCCUUCCACAAGAGUCAGAUGUCAAGUCAUGCCUGGCUCCCAGUAUUUUUACAUUAAUGCACGUCAACCACCGCGACAUGUAUGCUAAACGUGAACCUGACGUUGUGAGGAAAGUAUUCAAAGCUGCUGGAGACGAUUUUAGUGAUAAAAAAUUCAACGAAAUAUGGGAGGAAGCUAAAAAAUAUCAUUCUCAAGGCUGGGUCUGUUUUGAGACAUUUAGGACGGCGUUACGAAAAAUUUCUGAUGCAGAAAAUACAAAAAAUUAGAAGAUUCAAGAAUUUCAUUAUUUAAUUGAAUCUACGUCAAGU